AGCAGAAAUCACCGCAAAUAUGGCAAUUAUAUUAAUGCUGCCACAUUUUUCAUAUAUCACGUAUUUCUAAUAAGAUUUUAAUUUUUGAGAGGCAUGCAUAGUAACUUAAAUAUACAAAAAAUCUAAUUUUAUAUUCUAUAAAAUGUGUUUACUCACGGUACUGUUAUACUCUUAUGUGUAUUGUGAUUGCACAUUUUAUUAUUUACUGUAUUGAACCACAUAUUAUAUUGUUAUAUUAUAAAUAUUUUAACAUUUCUUUAUUUGUUGAACUACUGUAGCAAACGUUUGAUAAGAACAGCUGUCAAAAAUCGUGGCCGGAAGCCAACCGUACAUGUUCUAUAAUUUUAAGGAUAGGUGUUUAGCAAUAAUUUAUUAAUUAAAAAGUCAUUAUAGUUUAUUAAGUCGUCUUUAAGUGUGCAUAACAACAUGGCAGAUGUAAUUCCAGAUAUUAGUAAGCUUCCAAAGUGUGUAAAAGAUAUCUCCAUAUCCGAUGAGUAUAUAAAAUAUUUGCCUUCAAUUGCAACAAAAGCGAAAACCAAAGAUGAGGCAGAAUGCUUACUUCAGCACAUUGUGGCUGUAAUAGAGUUCGAAAUUUUGAUAAAAUCGCAAAAAGAUGCAUCGAAUAUAGUCAAUCAGGUUGUUUUGAAUACAGCUUAUCGUGCAUAUUUCCAAUUGCUGCAGCAACAUAAACUGCCAGAGACCCAUUUGAACGCUUUACCUAAGCCAAAAUUGUUGUAUGACGAUGAAUGUGGCUUCCAGUUAUUAUACGCCGUUCUAUUAACUGAUCAGCAUGCACGGACUUUCGAUCCUGAGACACUAAUUAUUGAAUGUACUAAAGCAUUAAGUGACGCUAUUAACGAAUACUGCGGUAGCCUGCUAUACAUACUUAAAGUCUUGAAUUUAUUAUUGAUUAAAUUUCCAAAGUUCAACACAAAUAUACCGCUCCAGCAAAUCUAUUAUUGCUUACAAUGCAACCAAUAUGGCAUGCGCGAAGAGUCGCUGAACCUUUUUUCAAAUUGUUGUCGGCAAAUUGAAUACGCUUUUGAAAAUUUUCAAGUUAUUUUAGAGUUUUGGCCAUGGUCAAAUCGAUUUAAAUUCUAUUUAAUUAGUUGCAUAUUGAAAACGUACAAUUUAAUUGAAUAUCUGCGGAGUGCACAGCAUUCAGUGAGUGAAUUUUUCUCUGGUGUACGUCUAAGUCUGAGUCAUAAGAGCCUUUUAGCCGCUAGUCAAUAUUUAGUAAAAGCAUUAAGUGCACAAAACUCCGAUGAGCUACUACAGCUAAGUACUGAUAUACUCACAAGGGGUACAGUUAAAGAAAUCAAAAAUUUUUACGCACAAUGGUAUGGGCGUAUAGAGCAAAAAGAUAGAUUGUUCGAUUUUUUGCAAAAUCAACCGGAAAUAGUAAACUUCCUCGAAAACACAAUCGAUGGUUCAAUCGAACAGGAUUAUUUUCGUUCAACCUUAAUCUUUAGCAUGUUUUCACGACAAAUAUUCGAAGCAUCAAAGCUACACUUUUUUAAAAUCAGUACUGAACUUAUAACAAACUGCUUCCAAUUCGAAUUGGAAACACAAAUGUUGGUUUUCAAGUUCGUUGUUGACAAUUUGGCUAGUUUUGCCAUUGAGGAUUGUCUGGAAUUCACAGCUGCAUUUAUAAAGGAGCAUAAAUGCAUUGAAAAUGCUCAGUAUCGUAAUGAAAUUUUGGGUAAAAUACCAGCAAUCGUUAACUAUGUGGCGAAAACGUUUAGCAAAUUGCAUGAUGCUGGAGGCAUAACCACGCUUGAGACCAGCAUACAGACAUUUUUCAAGCAUAUGCACCUUUUAAUUGAUGCCGACAUUGGUAGUGACAUUUAUCAACCGAAAAUAUUUUCGUUGCGCCUCUUAGAGAUUUUGCUAAAAUCAUUAUACGCUGACAAUUUGGAGAAGAAUGCCAAAAAUUGUUGCUUAACGCAAAAUAAAAAACUUGGAAACUUUUUGGUUGAACAACAAGUAUUCGAAUCUGCUAGCGUAGGAGCAGCACUCUUCAAACUACUUGACGAUCCAUUGGGUUUUGAUGAUGCAUUAGAAUUGAUAAUGCGCUUACUGCAACAAAUCAAAUUUGCCGAAGUGGACGAAAGUGUGCGCUUAUGCAAGGAAUUUAGCCGCCGCUGCGAUGUGGACGAAUGUGUUUUAAGCACACUUUAUGCAAGAGUGACAUUAAAUUGCUGCAAAAGCACAGGCGAUGAAGAAGGGAUAUCGAUUUUACUUCAAUUCGCUAUAAUUUCUUUGAAAGAAGAACUGGAAGAUUUUCAAAAAGAUCCAGUGUUGGUGUGUAAGACACGAAAUCACUUAUUUGGCUUUAUCAAUAUAGUUGGAGAAGUUGUGCAAGGCAAUAUUUGCCUAAAAACGGAAACGCAAAACGAAAUACUAGACCUUUUGGAAAAAGUGCUGAAUUUAGUUUUGGAUUUAUUGAAUGUAUGCAAAGCUGAUCCCAUGCAAGCUGCUAGUAAUGCAGCGAGCUUCCAAGAUAUGGACGAGAGUUUGGAAAUAUUGGUACAGAAAAGCGCAAACAAAGUGGAAGAUCAUGGAGAAGUUCGAAAAUUUUUACUUAUGUCAUUCUGGCUAACAUUGAAGGCGGCCUGCGAUUUGGCAACGGAAAUCGGUAUGCGGUAUGUAGUAACAACUGGAUAUGACUCCAGUGAUUGUCAGAAUAUGAUAUUAAAACGUUGUUUGGAUAUAAAUGUAACGGUGCUAACGCGUUGUAGGCACAAAGGUGCCAUCGAAGCAGCUGGCGUAAGUAUAGGCAAACUAACUAAAAGUGUUACUUCGCAUUGCAGUACAACUUCGGCGGUGUACCACUUAUUAGACAACUGCUUGGAACUCUUAUUCGACAAUACAAAGCAGGUCAGCAUUACACGUCGCGGUGCCGGUUACUCCAUCAUGAUGCUGCAUAUCGUGAAGAAUGAACAGCAACGCACAAGACCAUUACUUAAGAAUGUAAUGAAUAGAACUAUAGCAUUACUUAAGAAUUACCGCGCAACCGACGGUUCGAAUGUUGGAAAUUUCGAUCGUUUGGAGGCUUUACUAUUGCACUACCUGGGCGUUUUAGUGCGUGAUACCGAGUUGCGCGAAGCCACAUCACAUUAUUAUAAUGAAAUACUAUUAGUAACAUUAAAGCGCAUCGAGCAUCCCGAAUGGACGGAAUUCAAUGCAGCAUUGCAGCUUUUUGGUGCAUUAGUACCGAAAAUUGUUGGGCAAACGCUGGCCAAGGAUUUCGAUGCGGCAGCUGGUAAUGAAAACAACGAUAUUACUUAUGAUGAAAUCAUACGAAAACUGCCAACGGCUUGCGAUUAUAUACUCAACUAUUUUGCCAGCAAACAAGACUUGAAUACCGACACACGCACCACCGUUUUAUUCCUGGGCUUCCUCUCAAAGGUUAAGCAUUUACCCAAACAAAUCGGCGUGCAUGAAUGCAGUUUUUUGCACCGAAUACGCGAGCUAAUGUGGCGUCUAUUGGCGCAUCGCUGUGAAAGCGUGCGUAAGAUGGCUGCGCUUUGUUUUGUACGCGCGCACGACUUUAGACUCGAACUGCCUCAAGCGUUAAUAAGCAUUUCCAAUAUACUUGGUAAUGUAAGCAAUCAGAAUUUGUUGCUGGGUUUCAUUGCUACGCUUGCGGAAGGCAUACUACGUAUGCAACAUGAAAGUAUGUGCAUUAACGAUGGGGCUUACAAAGAUUUUAUGCAACAACUACGUUCAUCUUUGGCCAACUUCAAACUCACACAUAAAUAUGAGCCAUACUCAAUAAGCAAACUGCUAGAUAUUUUCCUCUUAGUUGGCUUUGAUGCACAGGUGAGCAUUGUGCAAGAAUUGCUAUGUGCACCAACUGCGGACGAAGCUGCUAUUGGCUAUGAUGUGUGGCAGCAGUGUGCUGAAAAGUUUAAGAGCAAAUCUUAAAUCAAAAUAUACACAAUUAAUAUCAUAUAAUCAAAGAACUAAGUAGUAAUGUGCUAAAUAGUUAAGAGGCUUUAAAUUUAGUUUGCUUUUAAUGUAUUGUACAAAUUUAACAGUAAUUAAGACUAAGUCGAAAAUAUUGAUUAGACAACAUGUCAGUUUAAGGCAUCACUUUAAUUGAGAAUAUUUUAUAUUACAUAAACAUUCGUAUAAAAGUCAUCGAUUGCCCAUUGGGAAAAUAACCUGUUAUUGCUUAAAUUUUAAAAGAAACUCCCCAAUUAUAAAAUUAUUACUUUCUAUACCCGCAACCAUUUGAACGCUUAAGUUAAGUCUAAACGAAGAAAUAACGAUAAUGUUUUUGAAAGAUUUGCCAAAGCGUUUAUAAAUUCCAUUACUUUGUUCUUAUCAUCAUAUGCUAUGAAGUCACAUUAAAAUUAUUGUAACGUACAAUUCUCUAAAUUAAAAUAUAAAAAAAAAAAUUACGUGGCUUACUAUUUGGCUUAAAAAUGGCAAUCUUUGUAAAAACAAUUCCACUACUAAUUUGAUUCCCGGAGUAAAAUAUCACUAAUACAAACAAAAUAAGUUUCGAUAAUUAUAAGCAACGUAACAUAUACAUAUGUAGCUAACUAUCCGCGAAGUCCGAAGCACAUACAUAAGCUACAACUAAAUCAACUGAAACCUUCGUUGUCCUGCUGCUUCUGUUUCUCCUGCACUUGCGUUUGCGACAUCUGUUGCAGCGUGCGACUGAGAAUGUUGCGUAAAAUAUGUGGCUUGCAGUAUUCUUCUAACCACGGUAUUACGCCGGUUGUCAGCUGCUUGAAGUUAUCCAUUGGUAUAUGCUGGAAUGUUUCGAACAUCUCAUCCAUUAUUGCCUGGAACUACAUAUAAAUAAAAAAUUUUUAUUAUUAUUAACAUUUUUUAAGAUUUAUUAAUAAUAUAUGUAUGUCUAAAAGCUAAUAUUUUAUUGACUAGUACUUAUUAAUUAUUUAACUUUUUGCAGAUAUUGAUAUUAUAACAUUAGUAUUUAUACAUAUAACAUUAUUUAUUUCAAAAUAGUUUAGUAAGUAGAAUUUCCGAAUGCUUGAGAUACCGCACAAUGAUGUUUUGUUUAUCUUAAUUAUUGUAGACAUUGAUUGCUAUUUAAAACAAGAUAAUAAAAACAUUGCUUAUUGAAAA
This is a messenger RNA of Bactrocera oleae (olive fruit fly), 5103 nucleotides long. RefSeq lists its product as uncharacterized. The record is from RefSeq and is a predicted model, not a curated record. Gene Ontology annotation, cellular component: cytosol. Gene Ontology annotation, biological process: tRNA methylation. NCBI's taxonomy places the organism in Eukaryota, Metazoa, Arthropoda, Insecta, Diptera, Tephritidae.